UCUACAAAAACGGUCAUAACAGUAAUAUACAGAUAAUGUUUAUGAUGAGACGAUUUUUCUUUCUUUAUAUUUGUUUGUUCAUGAGAAAAUACUGCUUAACAUUUGCAUUAUCUGAUGUCAUUACAAAAUCUACCAGCACUAUUCCAGAUGAAGAUGAAAAGAUAAUUAACCUAUAUCUUUGUCAAGGAGAAACACUGAAUAUUACCUGUCCAAAAAACUUUGUUAUUGUGUUUGAUGAUGCAAACUUUGGUCGUGGACAUUCAGAUAGUGAACGAUGUACACAGUUCUGGGGCAUAGAAAGUACUCAUUGUGACCACCACGAACAUACCCUUAAAGUCUUAAAUGAUAAAUGUCAUGACCAGCAAACAUGCCUUCUUCCAGUGGACAAAACUGUAUUUGGAAAUCCAUGUUUUAUUGUUACAGAGUACCUAUAUGUGAAAUAUCACUGUAAAAGACAGGGAAAUCAUGGUUUAGAGAAUUCCAAUAAUAGUGCAACUUUUGAGCAAACUACAUACGAUGGAAAAGACAUGAGGGAUGACAGAAAAGGCAAAUUAGACAGAAAAGACAGAAAAAACGACAGAAAAAAACAUCUUUGUCAAGGAGAAACACUGAAUAUUACCUGUCCGAAAAACUUUGUUAUGUUGUUUGAUGAUGCAAACUUUGGUCGUGGACUUUCAGAUAGUGAACGAUGUUCACAGUUCUGGGGCAUAGAAAGUACUCAUUGUGACCACCACGAACAUACCCUUAAAGUCUUAAAUGAUGAAUGUCAUGAACAGCAAACAUGCCUUCUUCCAGUGAACAAAGCUAUAUUUGGAAAUCCAUGUUUUUUUGUUACAAAGUACCUAUAUGUGAAAUAUCACUGUAAAAGACAGGGUAAUCAUGGUUUAGAGAAUUCCGAUUAUAGUGCAAAUAUUGAGCAAACUACAUGCGAUGGAAAAGAAAUUGGCAUAAGGGAUGACGGAAAAAGCGAAUUGGACAGAAAAGACAGAAACAACGACAGAAAAAAACAUUCAAUAACAACGUCCAUUUUGACUACACAUUACGAUAAGCAGCCAAUAAUUAAUCCGUCCAUUUUGACUACUGAGAACGUUCAUCAUUAUUCGACAAAGGUUAAAAAGAACACAAAAGAAAUAAAAGCUAGUAUGGACAUGAUUAUUGUAGUAUCUGCACUGGUUUCCAUAUCAAUAGCUGCUUCAGUCACAAUCACAGUUAUGUGUUACCAAAGACACCAAUCGAAGCAUUCGCUAACCCGCUCAGUUCGCCAAGAUCAAAUUAUAACAGAAAGGGUUGAUUCGUCGAACUAUACCGCGAUAUGGUACAAUGAAAUGACUGAUAUGAGUUUACCCGAGACAAAUGAGAACUACUAUGAAAAUAAUACAACUCCUCGUGAGCCUCAAGCCAUUACAGAUAUAAUACAACAGACGGGAGACACCUUAACUGAAUACGAAUCAUUAUCAAAUUAUCGAACCUCAGUUGAACAAGUUUAUGAAUCUGAAUCUACCCAAAAUCAAUAUCAGUUAUUAACAACCCAACGUAAUUUAAGUGUACAUACUUAUGAAUCUACUGAACCUGAAUUACAUGCAACGACGGAAUCGGAUUUACAUCAGUAUUUUAUAGUUAUCCCAUGAGGGCGUGGUGUGUCAGUGUAAGAUCAUCCCGAUGGACGGAGGCCAGAGGGUGUUCUCACAUUGACGCAUCAAGUACGAAUGAGAAAACUGCUUUACAUACCAGCUGUUCCAUGUCAGAAAAAAACUUAUUUACAUUUCAUAAAAUUUAGUCUAGAUUGCCACAAAAUCCUUGAAAAACACUAUAUAUCAAUAUACAGACUGUAUAUAUCUAUAUAUACCUUUUAUGAGCCCGGACACAAUUUCAAAUGUGUUAAAAGAGGGACCUAAAGAUACCAAAGGGACAGUCAAACUCAUAAAUCUAAAACAAACUGAGAACGCCAUGGCUAAAAAUGAAAAAGACAAACAGAAAAACAAUAGUACACAUGACACAACAUAGAAAACUAAAGAAUAAACAACACGAACCCCGCCAAAAACUAGGGGUGAUCUCAAGUGCUCCGAAAGGGUAAACAGAUCCUGCUCCUCAUGCAGUCUCGUCGUGUUGCUUAUGUGAUUACAAAUCCGGUAAAUAGUCUAAUUCGGUAGGUCAAAUUCAUGAAAGGAAGGGGGUUUGCAAUUACGACGUAAGGAACAUAUCCGUUAUCAUUUGUGAAACGUUUAUUCCAUAACGGUCAACCAACUUGUGAUGGCGUCCGUGAAAUUUACGAAGGGAUGAUUUCAACUUCACCAUUUGGAACUCUUGGUUUAAAAACUUCCUUGUGAGCAGUAACCCUCUAUCAAGAAAAUCAACAUAGGAAAUGCAAGCACGGGAAUAUCGUGUCAAUUGGG
Mytilus trossulus (common blue mussel) is the source of this 2393-nucleotide messenger RNA. RefSeq lists its product as uncharacterized. The transcript is spliced from 8 exons. Lineage: Eukaryota; Metazoa; Mollusca; Bivalvia; Mytilida; Mytilidae. Gene Ontology annotation, molecular function: carbohydrate binding. Bases 36 to 1628 code for a protein of 530 amino acids. The record is from RefSeq and is a predicted model, not a curated record.